AUGCCAAGUCAACUUGACCGCUACUCACUCAUGAUAAUUUCAAAAUACUUUAAAAAUAUUGGAGACUUUAUUCGACUCAUUCAAGUGUGUAAAAAGUUCGAAGAUAUUCCAUCAAUGUUCCAUUACAACCCAAUUUGCCUUCACUCACACUUUAAUUUCUUUUCAAAUGUCGAGACGUAUCAUUUUUACAAGAAAAGCGACAAAUAUGUUCCCGGCUAUUUUCAUUACGUUUAUGAUUAUCAAAUGUCUUACACCGAAUACCUCAAAAAGAGGACUUCCAACUCGACUUUUACACAUGUCACAUAUAACGUGGGCGAUUAUAUAAAAUACAAAAAAUACGACGGAGCGACACAUCUCAAAGGGAAGGCAUUUAAAGAUAUAUCCGAAGACGCAAUAAGUUUAGACUUGAGCACUGUUAUUUCACUUGGAGAUUAUGGUUUACAGAGUAUGUCUACACUUACUUCUGUUGUACUUGGUAAUAGUAUACAAGAGCUUCCAAUCAGUUGUUUUGAGAAUGACGUGAAGUUAAAAGAAAUCGACAUUUCUCAUAUCAAAACCAUUGGCGAAAAGUGUUUCUAUUGUUGUGUGGAGUUGUCUGCAAUUACAUUAGGUGAAGUGUUAUCUGUUGGGUUAAGUUCUUUUUACGACGCGUUUAACAUUAAAUAUGUGAAGAAUUUAGGGACUAAGAAUUUGAACACGUUGAUCAAUUUAUCUUCUUCACAAGCUUUUAAUUCAAUUCAUCACAAAUUACUGAUCACUCAAAACGAUAUAAAUCUUCUAAAUAAUUCUCAGCAAAUCAACGCGUUUCAACUUCCCGUAGAUGAAUAUGGCGUUCAAGCAUUCUGCACUGUUAAUGGUUUAGAAGACAUGAACAUCCCAAAAAGUGUCACUCAAAUAUCUUAUAACGCACUUUCAGAUACAAAUUUGAAGCGACUUGAUUUAUCAAAUGUUGUUGAAAUAGAAGAUAACAAUAACCUUGACGGUGUCACGGCUCUUACUAUUCCAGUGAAUUUGUAUUUCAACAGUCUCAUCUUUUUAAACAACUUAAAACGCAUUUCGGCAGUCGGGGGAACAGUUAUUAAGUCGCCAGUUGCGUGUUUUAUGAAAGAGAUUCUUGAAGAAAGUGGAUUGUCUAGUCAAGUGUAUUUGUACACUAAAAAAGACUUUGAAUUGACGAACGGGGUUAUUCCCUUGUUUUGUAACCACAUUGGGAGCGGGGUAUUUUGCAAUGUGAAUAUUGUGAAUAUCGAAAUACCAAGUAAUGUGACUCGUAUUGAUUGGGGCAAUUUCUGGAAUUGUCCCAAUGUGGAGAAAAUUGCGAUUUUUUCUAAAAAGGAUAUUUCAAUUAGUAUCGAAAAUUGUCCAAAACUACUUGAAGUGAUCACUAAAACAACUGUAAACUUUGAUGUUUCUAAUUGUAAAGAAUUAACAAAAGUCACUAUGCCAUAUAUACCAACAAUAUCUUUGUACAAAACAGUGGCAUUUAAUCAUUGUAGAAAUCUUAAAGAGAUUGUUAUUGAAAACCCCCCAAAAGACUUGAUUUUCGAAGAAAGAACAUCUUACAGAAUUACUCAGUUGGUGAAACUUAACAUCAAAUAUAUGGAAGUUGCGUAUGAUAAUUAUAUUGACGAUGAACACUACAAACAAGAAGAACAAAUUCUGGACGGAGUACAAGACGAAAAUGGUUUUGAUAAUCAAGAAGAAGAUGAGAACGUCAUUUUAAAAACAGUUGUUAUUCCAGAGGGAGUGAAUGUGUUAACAGUAGGUUGUUUUGAAAACGUACAUUCAGUAAGUAAAAUCGUGUUCCCUUCAACGGUGACAAGAAUACAUGACUACGCCAUUUCUCAGUGUGCUAAUCUUGCUGAAGUUGAAGGGUUGACUAAAGAAGUCAUUGUCGAACAAAAUGCUUUUUAUAAGUGCGACAAGUUGCAAUUAAAUAAAUAA
Entamoeba invadens IP1 is the source of this 1944-nucleotide messenger RNA. RefSeq lists its product as hypothetical. NCBI's taxonomy places the organism in Eukaryota, Evosea, Mastigamoebida, Endamoebidae. The coding region runs from base 1 to 1944 and encodes 647 amino acids. The record is from RefSeq and is a predicted model, not a curated record. The transcript has a single exon.